AUGGAGAAGGCCGGUAGGAACGUGACCGUCAAAGUGGAGGAGCCGAACCUGGAGGGAGGAGGAUCUACGGCCGUCAUUCCGCUCCAGCAGGUUGCGUGUUUACCGGCUGGCCGCUUCGCGCUUGUUCUGCCGGAGAUCACCUGUGGCGCCCCUGCGACCAUCACCAUCAGCAUGGGCGACCAACGCAGCGAGGCGAAAGCCGCCGAGGAUAAGCGCGAGAAGGCCGUGAAAGCAAAGGGGCGGGUUCUCAAGAUGGGUCCUUGUGGUGGCCCCGGUGGCGACGUGUGGAAGAUGGACGUGCGCGGCGGCGACCGCAUCGUCAAGGUGAUCUUGUGGCAUGCAGGCGCCGUCGAUGCCAUCUCGGUUUCGUACGAGCGGGACGGCCGGAUUGAGCAGACCGAGCACUGGGGGAAACCAGAGGGUCGACAGCGCUCAGAGAUCUGUCUAGAGCCGGACGAAUACCUCACUGGUAUGAAAGGGCAUGCGGGCGAGUUUGGUGGCUCUUACCUCGUCGGAGCGCUUACUUUAGUUGGCAAUCGGCGCUCCUUCGGACCAUACGGGACACGGAAAGGCGCACCCUUCGAGCUCCCCGCGGCUGGUGGUAGAAUCAUCGGGUUCCACGGGCGCUCCGGAGGCCUCGUUGACGCACUUGGCAUUUACGUCGAAACGGACGGCUAA
Molecule: messenger RNA, 678 nt
Organism: Triticum aestivum (bread wheat)
Lineage: Eukaryota; Viridiplantae; Streptophyta; Magnoliopsida; Poales; Poaceae
Product: jacalin-related lectin 19-like
Exons: 3
Coding region: 1-678 (225 amino acids)
Molecular function (GO): carbohydrate binding
Source: RefSeq, a predicted model, not a curated record